CCGAUUCCACCCCUGCUCGCGGUCUCCCCCCAAAAUUUCCUUUCACUUUCGGUCUCUGGCUGUCACCCAGCUUAGCCCUUCCACACCCAGCUGGGGCAAGCCUAGUGCGUGAGGAGAAUGGGACUCCAGGUCCCCGAGGGGCGGGGCUGGGGUCCCCGUUCCUGMGGCUGAGGGAGCAUGGCAUGGGGAACCCCGUUGCCGGGUCCCUGACCUGAGGAGGGUUUCGGGGACCGGACGUCGGGGUUCUUGGAAGGGGAGAUGAGUUUUCAGUGUAACUGGGGCUCACGCAGGAAGCCUGGGGGAGUAGGAGGCGGAAACUUAGCCACAUCAAGGGCAGGAGGGAGGGGCGGGGAGGCGAAGGGGCGGGCGAGAAAGGGGCUGAGGGGUGCGUGUCCGAGACCAGCUCUUCUGUCCCUUCCAAGACCCGGCCACAGGCAUGAGGGGCUCUCGGCAGAGAUGAUAGUGCUGGCGCCAGCCUGGAGCCCAAUUUCCUCACUGCUGCUGCUGCUGCUGCUGAGCCCUGGCCUCCGGGGGACCCCCGACUGCUCCUUCAAGCACAGCCCCAUCACAUCCACUUUUGCAGCCACCAUCCGCAAGCUGUCUGACUACCUGCUUCACGAUUACCCAGUCACUGUGGCCUCCAACCUGCAGGACGAAGAACUCUGCAAGGCGCUGUGGCAGCUGGUACUGGCUCAGCGCUGGAUGGAGCAACUCAAAACUGUGGCCGGGUCUCAGAUGAAAAUCCUCCUGGAGGACGUCAACACUGAAAUACACUUUGUCACCUUAUGUGCCUUCCAGCCCCUCCCCAGCUGCCUUCGCUUCGUCCAGACCAACAUCUCCCACCUCCUGCAGGACACCCUCGAGCAGCUGGUGGCUCUGAAGCCCUGGAUCACCCGCCGGAAUUUCUCUCGGUGCCUGGAGCUGCAGUGCCAGCCCGACUCCUCCACCCUGCCGCCCCCAAGGAGUCCCCGGGCCCUGGGGGCAACAGCACUGCCAGCCCCUCAGUCCCACCUGCUGUUCCUGCUGCUGCUGCUGCCCGUGGCCCUCCCACCACUGGCCGCUCUCUUGUGCCUGCGCUGGAGAAGGGUGAAUGGCCGCCCUGCCCCUCAGGUGCCCCCUGCCUCCAGUCCCCAGGGUGUGCUGCUUGUGGAGUGCUGACCCGGCGGGGGCCUCGUCUUGGCCUGGGGCUCGACCUCUCUACAGAUUAACUCACUUCAUUGAGAAGUGCUAUUAUGAGCUCCACUUCAUACAGGCUGAAACCAAGGCAUAGAAAGGCAAGUUAAUUUGCCAGAAGGCACACAGCUUGUGAGUGACAACCAAGAUUUGAUCCCAGGCUGCCUGCCCCCACCCCACCCCCAGCACCUUGAGCAUGCUGGACAAAUACUGCACCUUGGAGCUUCACCCCAGCCCUCAGCCUGCCCUAAUCUAACACAAACCCUUCACUUGUCUACCUGGGUUCCCUUUCCUUACAAGAGUCUCUAAAAAUAGUGCUUUCCAUCAUAGGACUGUCACAAGGCUAAGUGAAGUGACACAAGGAAAGGCCCUCAGAGAAACACUGCCAAGUGGAAAUACAAUGAAGCCACAUGUGAUUUUCAAUUCCCUAGUCCUCAUGUCAAAAAAAAAAAAAAAAAAAAAAAG
Messenger RNA from Urocitellus parryii (Arctic ground squirrel), 1638 nucleotides. RefSeq names its product fms related receptor tyrosine kinase 3 ligand (gene Flt3lg). Gene Ontology annotation, molecular function: receptor tyrosine kinase binding; cytokine activity. The record is from RefSeq and is a predicted model, not a curated record. Gene Ontology annotation, cellular component: cell surface; membrane. Lineage: Eukaryota; Metazoa; Chordata; Mammalia; Rodentia; Sciuridae. Gene Ontology annotation, biological process: positive regulation of cell population proliferation.